Anthostomella pinea is the source of this 456-nucleotide messenger RNA. NCBI's taxonomy places the organism in Eukaryota, Fungi, Ascomycota, Sordariomycetes, Xylariales, Xylariaceae. The record is from the annotation of a GenBank genome assembly.
AUGGCCUCCGCUCGUGUUGUCGCUUCCAGAAUCGCCUCCUCCAUGGGCACCAAGGUCGCUCGACCUGCCAUGCGAGCUCAGUUUGCCAGCGCUGCCGGCAAGCGAACCAUCACCAACAAUGCCACUCCCUUCCAGGCCGUCAAGCGCCAGCAGGCCUCCAAGAUCCUGAGCUCGACCACCCGCGCUUUCCAGCAGACUCCCCGCCGAGCCUACUCUUCCGAGAUCGCCCAGGCCAUGGUUGAGGUCUCCAAGAACUUGGGUAUGGGUGCCGCCGCCAUUGGUCUGACUGGUGCUGGUAUCGGUAUUGGUCUUGUCUUCGCCGCUCUUCUCAACGGUGUUGCCCGCAACCCUGCUCUCCGUGGCCAGCUCUUCUCUUACGCCAUUCUGGGUUUCGCCUUCGUCGAGGCCAUUGGUCUGUUCGAUCUCAUGGUUGCCCUCAUGGCCAAGUUCACUUAA